CUCUAUGAAUUGCAACCUUUCCAAACGUUUCCUAAUGUAUCGGCCGUGCAUGCGAAACAGCAGUCGUUGUUAUAAGUUGCCCUGCCUAUCAAAGAGUAUAAGUUAAAACAAAAUAGCUAUAUAGUGCUUUUUGCGCGCCGUUUCACUUCUCAUUCGCUACCGCUUUGUUUUUGCAAGAACGCGUUGCUUCGCUCAAGGAGCUGCACACAAAAAACAUCGAAAAGUGUAGAAAGCAGAUGAAAAAGUAUCAAGCGUAUAUAAAUUUUUUGUGAAUUACAUUUGUUCGAACAUUAAAAUAGUUCUUAUAACCAAAGUUGCGGCUUCCACACGCCGAUAGAUUUGUACAAGAUGCCUAUACAGUUGGAUAAAAUUUUGGCGGACAUUGCUAAAGAAAAAGUAUUGCGUCCAAAUUAUCCGGAAGCAGGCAAGAAAGAAGUAGAUGAUGCCUGGUCGCGCGUCGGAAAAAAUAAUAAAUUGUCGGUACACGAAGCUCGGUCGAUAUUCAAAGUACUCCAAAAGAAAUAUGAACAGGAGAAGACCAAGCGUACACCAUCAUGGAAACUUUUCGAUUUAAUGGAGCAAAUACAUCAACCUGUGAAAGAGGAAGAACCUAAGGCAGACGAGGAUGGUAUGAUGUCUAUGGAAGAAGAUGAAGAAUAUGAAAUGCUUGAAGUACAAGAAGAAGAAGAACCAGUAGCACCACAAGGAAAAAUUCCUCCAGCUACUUCAGAUGGUGAAAGUCCAUCAAAAUCAAUGAAAUCUGGAGGCUCUCCUGAAACAACACCAGAAAAAGAUGAAAAGCCAUUGGCGAAAGUCCCGGCUAAAUCCACCAAAGCUACUGUGGCUUCUGCUACUCCAGCGCCGAAAAAAGCUUCAUCUCCAGCUUCUGAAGAAAAGAAAGUCUUGAAUACUUUAGCUCCUUCAACGCGUACAGCAUUGAACACUGGAGGAAACUCUUCGCCUGCAUUGAACACAUCUACCGCUGCAACUGCAGCCGCUUUGCACAAGAAAGGAAUCACAAUGAAGAAAACAUCAUUAAAUACUGCAACAGCACCUACAGGUAGUAACACACCGCGAUCGACUCAAUCCUCAAGCAACAACCCAGAACAGAAAAACACUAUUCGAGUAGGUGGGCAGGUAUUAGGAGUGGGCGAAACUAUACCAUUGCCUGAAUCCAUUAAACGUAAAUUGGCCGAAUCACAGCGAGGUACACCCCCUGCUAAAAAACCAAACAAUGUACAGUCACCUAGAGAGGUGUCGCCUGCAAAAUCAACGGCCACCACAACUGCACCAACACCUACUGUGCGUACUGCAGCCGCUAUUAACGCAAGUUCUAGUGGUGCAUUACAGGAGAACACUCUUACCAUAAGUCAUGCACAAUCGCUUAAUAUUAAACAGGAGCCGAUCGAUCAAAAUAGUCCGCCAGCUGGAAUAAAUUUAAUUACAAUAACAGGAAAUCCGCGUGUUGAGUUGACCAAUGGUGGUGUUGGCGGUGGCCCAUCUUCUUCAACCGCUGCUACUGUAGCAUCUACAUCCACGAAUGGGUUUUCGCCACGACUUGAAGAGAUCGACUUUCGUAAUGAUAUUAUAUUUGAUGCUGGAAAUGGUCCCAUUAAUGGCCCCGUUACAGGUGCCGCUAACCAUCCAAAUCAGACAAAUGCACCAGGUGGCAUUAUUAAUUUAGGAAAUUUCGACAAUUCAUUGCCACCAACAUUCUUCAAGAAUCUUUGCAACUCAUCACGUCAUGAAGCGUUGGGCCUUUAUGUUGCCAAUGUAAUGAAUCGUUUGCGACCGCGUUCGGCUGCAAAACUUGAAUUGGGUAUACUGCGCGCUAUAAUCGACGUUCAAAGCGAUGAAUUGGAACAAUAAAUGGGUAAUUGGUGAUUGAAAGACAACCGAGUAGCUACACUCCACAUCAAUUUCUUAGUAGUAUUUUAAAAUUUGUUUGUUUUUUCUUACGAUGAUUACGUAUUGCAUGACACUCGUAAUUUUUCUAACAAACCGGCUGCCAUUUACGUAAAAUUUGGCAAUAAAGUUUUUUUUUUUUUAUAUUAGGUUUCCGUUUGUCGCAUGUGCAGCAUGAAAAUUAUACCCGUUUAACAACAUUUCAUCUGACUUUGGAGCUUUAUAUAGAA
Messenger RNA from Rhagoletis pomonella (apple maggot), 2135 nucleotides. RefSeq names its product mucin-17 (gene Map60). The record is from RefSeq and is a predicted model, not a curated record. The transcript has 3 exons. NCBI's taxonomy places the organism in Eukaryota, Metazoa, Arthropoda, Insecta, Diptera, Tephritidae. Bases 349 to 1869 code for a protein of 506 amino acids.